This is a messenger RNA of Rhea pennata, 1185 nucleotides long. RefSeq names its product small integral membrane protein 12 (gene SMIM12). The transcript has 2 exons. The coding region runs from base 35 to 316 and encodes 93 amino acids. Lineage: Eukaryota; Metazoa; Chordata; Aves; Rheiformes; Rheidae. The record is from RefSeq and is a predicted model, not a curated record.
AGCGGGGCGCGCGGGCCCAGGCCCCGCCGCCGCCAUGUGGCCGGUGCUCUGGACGGCGCUGCGCACCUACGCCCCCUACGUCACCUUCCCGGUGGCCUUCGUGGUGGGCGCCGUGGGCUACCACCUGGAGUGGUUCCUCCGCGGCGACCCGCCGCCGCCGCCGGCCGAGGAGGAGAAGAGCAUCUCGGAGCGGCGCGAGGACCGCAAGCUGCAGGAGAUCGCCGGCAAGGACCUGACCGAGGUGGUGAGCCUCAAGGACAAGCUCGAGUUCGCCCCCCGGGCGGUGCUGAACAGGAACCGACCCGAGAAGAGUUAACAAAGCUGCGUGGGCAAACCCAGAGCCAGCGUCCGUCCAGCUGGGCUUGGCUGAGGGACCCUCCAUUCCCUGGGGCUGGAGCUGACUGGCCUGUCCAGCUGUGUCCGUCAGCCUUCUGCUGGGGACUCCUGUGCCACCUGCACGUCCUCCACUGGAUGCCCUCCAGCACUUGGCUGUACUUGAGUAAUCUGCUGUGCCUACUGCUGCUCUUCACCUUCCCCAGGCCCUGUGGAGGCGUGACUGGUUAGGCUUUGCCCACUUGAGGGACACAUUCAAUAUACAGCAGCCCAGACCUCUUUGGUGGCAUGCUGCAAGGAGAAUGAUGCUCUGGAGAUGGAGUAUGUCUACAGCUCCUCAGCUCCCAGCCUGUUCUCAUGCCCCCAAACUUUCUUGGCCUGGUUCCACCCAGAUCUCUUCAGAUUUGGGCUCUUCCUUAGUACAAAAACAGAAGAGACUUGUAUGUUUCCAAGCAAAGCUGUCUGGAUUGUGCUUGGGCCUGAGUGACAUUGGGUCAAGGGCUGGGCUAACAGCGGGAGGCAUGAGGAGGGCUUGCAGGUGACCUGCCAUCCUGCUUUCCAGCUUCUUGUAAACCCCAGUCAUGCUCCCUAGAGAUCACAGCACCACACUAACAUACCACUGCAGGAGCUGGAAUGGCCCAGGAGUCUUCUGGGAACUCCUCCCUGUGUUACCUCCAGACUUUGCAGCAGGGAAGGGGGGUGGGGGUGGAGGUCCUGGCUCUGCAUCUGUCAUGGGGUUGCAAGCAUGGCUGUGAGUUUAGGCUGGGCUGAGGCUGACUGGAGAUGUGUAGAGAAUGGAAAGAACUCUGCCUUGCACAGAAACAGCCAGAUUAAACUACUGUGAGUCCUCGG